AUGGACAGCGGUGCCGCCGGUUUCUACAAUGACAUACUCUCACAGUGGUACGCCAGACCAGGUAUGGUAGAUAUCGAGAGAGGUCGUCCAUACGGCAGCACAGUUCUCAACACAGCAGGAACAGCACCAGCAGGCGGUCUUGCAACACACUCUGCCAGAAAUCCCCACCGUCAUCGCCUCUCGAAAUCAGCUCCCUCACCUCGUCACGAAGAAGACGAGUACUCACCUCGACUCCGAGCCACACGGUCCGACCCUAUCGACGUCGAAGCCUGUCUCCGUCCAGGAUCAUGUCCCUAUCACCCGGAAGUCACAAAAACCCCACUUUAUCGAGUCAAUCACAAAGGUGUUGGGCCAGAGGAAGAGGAUAUCCCGGGUCAGGAAGUUGAUAACCCGCCUUUUGCACGAUGGAUAAUGCCCAUCUUUGGACGUCCACCACGGAUGCCUUCCACGGUUUCAAGUCUCGAUGAGAAUAUAAAGACCAAGGCGAAGGUGCGUGGGAAGUACUACGUCUGUCGACGAUGCAUGAUGUAUGAGUUUUUGUGUUGGACGGUCUUUAUCACUCUUGUAGUUGGCUUCCCGGCUUAUAUGAUUUACGUGAUGAAAGCUCCGUCUGAGUUGAUGUGGGGACCGUAAGUUGACUUCUGCGUGCUGGACCAUGGAGAGUGUACUAAUGUGUGAUUGAAGACCGCCUGCGCGUAAGCCGCCUUCGGUCGCUCCUGGGACGAAUCCUAUUACCAUAUUUCCGUUUUAUCGUGAUCCUCCUGGUACUAAACCACGGCCGGGUGAUAAUACCCAUGUUCCUGGUGAUGGAGGCGUUGAUGCUCUAGGGGAUGAUCCUGAGAAGUUGGAGACGCCUGAUUUAUUGCCGAGAAUGGCUAGAUUUCUACCGGGCAUACAUCCUCAGCAUGGUAUGAUCAAAGAAGCACAGGAGGUAGAGGAGUCGGAACAAGGAACGGUAGAGAUAUUGUCGCUCGUACGCCGAGAAACAGAGUCAUUGCCUGGUCCUCUCGCUACUUCAGAAGAAGCGUCCUCGGUUUCAGAGGAGUAGAUUCGCAAAUCACUCGUUCUACCCGCUGUUCAGAAAGAAGCCGACGAAUCUUUGGGCUUUCUUGAAAGUAUAGGGCACAAACAAGGUCGCAGAGGCAGAGUUCGUACUCCCAUGUCAUUCAAACUGAAAUGAGAUUCCAAAAGCUACAAUCUUAGUUCAGGAAACGUCUACUCAGAGAGUCACAGAGUGGCAAUGUUUGGGCUUGGUGGUCUAA
Molecule: messenger RNA, 1262 nt
Organism: Hymenoscyphus albidus
Lineage: Eukaryota; Fungi; Ascomycota; Leotiomycetes; Helotiales; Helotiaceae
Source: the annotation of a GenBank genome assembly